Budorcas taxicolor (takin) is the source of this 1946-nucleotide messenger RNA. RefSeq names its product chromosome 18 C19orf47 homolog (gene C18H19orf47). Bases 304 to 1467 code for a protein of 387 amino acids. The record is from RefSeq and is a predicted model, not a curated record. Gene Ontology annotation, cellular component: nucleus. The transcript is spliced from 10 exons. Lineage: Eukaryota; Metazoa; Chordata; Mammalia; Artiodactyla; Bovidae.
GCGGGCAGCCGGGAGGAGGGAGGUGGGUCUGACAGUUGGCGCCGCCGGGAGGGCGGGCUGCGCGAGUGGGCGCGGGCCCCGAGGGCCAGACUGUAGCCUGCCAAGCUCCUCUGUCCGUGGGAUUUCCCAAGCAAGAAUACUAGAGUGGGUUGCCAUUUCCUCCUCCAGAGGAUCUUCCCGACCCAGGGAUCGAAUCUGAGUCUCCUGCAUUGCAGGCAGAUUCUUUACCACUGAGCCACCAGGGAGGAUACCAGUACCUAAAGGCUUCUAGCUCCAGGGAGCGGCCUGAAGGCCCAGGAGACAAUGGUCUCAGUGACCAUGGCCACUUCCGAGUGGAUCCAGUUCUUUAAGGAAGCCGGCAUUCCUCCAGGACCUGCUGUCAAUUACGCUGUGAUGUUUGUGGAUAAUAGAAUCCAGAAGAGCAUGCUGCUGGACCUCAACAAGGAGAUCAUGAACGAGCUGGGCGUGACCGUGGUGGGUGACAUCAUUGCCAUCCUCAAGCAUGCCAAGGUGGUGCACCGCCAGGAUAUGUGCAAAGCUGCCACUGAGGCGGUGCCCUGCAGCCCCAGCCCCCUCCCAGGCGAGAUUCGCCGGGGUGCUUCUAGCGCCGCCUCCCGAAUGAUCACCAACAGCCUGAACCGAGACUCCCCACCUGGCACUCCCCCAAGGCGGCCGGACACCAGCACCUCCAAGAUCUCUGUCACCGUGUCCAACAAGAUGGCAGCAAAGAGUGCCAAGGCUGCCGCAGCCCUGGCCCACCGAGAGGAGGAGAGCCUGAGUGUUCCCACCAAGCGGCGCCGGGUCACCGCCGAGAUGGAGGGGAAGUACAUUAUCAACAUGCCCAAAGGCACUACCCCGCGGACCCGGAAGAUCCUGGAGCAGCAACAGGCAGCAAAAGGUCUCCACAGGACAUCUGUGUUUGACCGCCUCGGCGCUGAGACCAAGGCAGAUACCACAACGGGGAAUAAACCCACCGGAGUCUUCAGCCGUCUGGGGGCCACGCCCGAGACAGACGAGGAUCUGGCUUGGGACAGUGACAACGACAGCAGCAGCAGCUCCGUCCUGCAGUACGCCGGGGUCCUGAAGAGGCUGGGCCGCGCCCCCGCCAAGGCCAGCCCGCAGCCUGCGCUGACUGUCAAAGCCAAGGCGACGAGCUCGGCGCCGACCGCUGCCGCCCCCACGCUGCGGCGCCUGGCCCUCUCCUCGCGCCCGGUGCCCGAGAGGAAGCCGGAGGCCCUGUCCAAAGUCAGCAUCAUCCAGAGACUGGGCAAGCCCGCCCUCGUGCCUGAGGCCCAGGACAGCCAGGUCACCAGCACCAAGAGUAAGUCCUCAGCUGAGGUCAAGGUCACCAUUAAGAGGACUCUGGUGGGGCCCCGGGGGAGCAGCUCCAGCGAGGGCCUGGGUGCCCAGAUGGACCACGCGGGCACCGUGAGCGUAUUCAAAAGACUGGGCCGGAGGACCUUCUAGCCCACGGGCGGGGCGCAGGCCCCUCUCCUGACUCCCGGCUCCAUCAGUCUUCAGCGAGGGCACGUCACCCCUCCCUGCCGGCUUCCGGACAACUUGUCGCCCCCUCAGGUGUUCCGCUGGCCUGAGCUUUCCGGGGAGCCACCUGGGUGUUCUGAAUCCGAGAGGGUCGCUGUGGCCCGGCCUUGCCGCUCUGGGGCUUCCCUUCCUUCCCGUCCUCUGCUCUUGCCUCUUGACUGUGGCCUUGGCAGGACCCCACCUUUACCUCUCCCGAUGCCAAGGACCCUUCUCCUCCCCUCCAUGCCCUUCCUCUCUCCCAGCAGCAUCUGCUGCCUCAAACCCGCAUUCUGGGGCCUCCCUGUCCCCCAGAGAGGGUGCACCCGGAGGGACUUCUGUGUCCCCCACCCCGGGACUUCCUUGCCCUCUGGCCUCUGCCCCCCCCCCCGCCCACUGCUUUGCCCUCCCCCACUCUCUCCCGAUCU